AUGAGACCUCUGACUAUUACCAAUGUCCUGCUUUUCAUAAGUAGCGUCAUUGCUGCUCCCGGAGCUACGCGGCAAUUCACGAACAAAUCACAAUCUUUCCAAAGACUUGCAAAUGUCAGCAGAAACGCAAUUGCCCAUGUAUACGAUACCAACUGGGCAGGCGCGGUGAUCGAAACAACAGGCGUGACAUCCGUAACCGGGACCUUCACUGUUCCUAGUCCAUCAACUCCAGGCGAAGGAGUAGCCUGGGUAGGCAUCGACGGCAACAACUGCUACACCGCAAUCCUGAAAACAGGCGUCAUCUGGACCCGCGCCUCCGGUUCCACAACCACCACCUACCAGGGCUGGUACGAGUGGUUCCCCGCCGGCAUGUCGUACUGGACCACCUCCUCAUUUCCCAUCAAAGCCGGAGACGUUAUGACGGCAACUGUUCACGCGACGAGUUUGACUUCUGGGACGGCGACGCUCGCUAACAAGAGUACGGGGAAGAGUAUUUCCCACUCGUGA
This is a messenger RNA of Mollisia scopiformis, 507 nucleotides long. Its product is annotated as concanavalin A-like lectin/glucanase. Gene Ontology annotation, molecular function: glutamic-type endopeptidase activity. The coding region runs from base 1 to 507 and encodes 168 amino acids. The record is from RefSeq and is a predicted model, not a curated record. NCBI's taxonomy places the organism in Eukaryota, Fungi, Ascomycota, Leotiomycetes, Helotiales, Mollisiaceae. Gene Ontology annotation, biological process: proteolysis. The transcript is spliced from 3 exons.